GCCUGGCCCCCAGGGAAGAUCAGGGCCCAUCCCAGUCACAGGGGAUCCCAGGGCAGGUGGGGGCAACUUAGUGGCUUCCCAGGCCAAGUCUCCAGCCUGUUCCCAGCUGCAGCCCAGGGGAUCAAGCCCGAGGAGGGGCUCGGGACUCAGCAGCUGGCUGGUGGGCUGGAAAGCAGAGCAAGGUCCAGGUUCCGGAAGGACCUCUGGGAUGCUUGCCCCAGGGUCUGUGAGGUGAUGGCCUUCCCUGCUCCAAACCCCUACAUCUAGGGCUUAAAGGGGGAAACUGGGCUGUCACAGCUCCCCUACCCCUAAGGGGCAAGGCAGGCCAAGCCAGCCCCCUCUUCCCUUCCUGGGGUAGGGAAUCUUUGGAGGCAGCUGUUUCCCCACCUGGACCUACCUACCCACAGGGCCCUACAGGGCCCACCCUGGUGUUGAGGGAGUGGGGAGUGGGGCUGACCAGGGCCAGACCUCACUUCCUCUUCUGCAUGGAGAGCAUGGAGAAGCAGGAAGUGUUACAAUGGGGGUUGGGGGAGGCUGGGAAAGGGGAGCAGGCUUCUAGCCCAGCCUUACCCCUGGAGAGAAAAGCGGUCCUCUCAAACAAGGAAACCAGAGAUCCAGCCGUCCCUUCCACAUUCCCUUUAUUGUUCACUGGCAGCUUAUUUCCUUCAACACUGAGUCAUCUUAUCAGAUCCUACGUCAUUUUCACAACAGUCCUAAUAAACAAGGGUGUGGGUUGCUCCCUUACAUGUUACCCGGGGUAUUCCAGUAUCUCUGCACAACUGAGGUGUACCAUGAGGACCUGUGGAUAUCCACAAACCUCAUUCAGAUUAACACAUACCCUUGACCUGCACAGACUAACUCCACUCCCAGCCGGCACACACACACCACAUUUAAUUCCACUCCAUUUCAACAUGUACGUUCUCUAGACUCCCUCCAUGACUGCGCACAGCCCAGUGGCAGAGGCAUGUUUACAAACCAUUAAAACAUGAAGCUUGCAAUCAGACAGAUCUGGGUUUGCUCUCUAUUAAGCACUCAUUUGUGACCUCAGGCCUGUUACCAUCUUUGAGCCUCAGAGUCCUCAUAUGGUAAAUGGGGACAAUACCAGUACAUGCCUUGUGAGGUUGUUUUGAGGAUUAGAGUGACUGAAGAUAAAGCUGUUAAAACAGUGCUAGGCACACGGCACCAAGUAAGUGGACGGCAGUGAGGAGGAACUGAUAGGAUGCUGGUAAGGGGCUUGGCACCAGGCUCACAGCACCGUGGUGGCUGAUAUGACUAUCGUUGCUGGAGAGAAAUGUACAAGGUCCAGUGCAGCAUUCCAGCGCAGCUGGAAUUUAAAGGGUUGGGGCCAGGAGAGGACCUGGGCAGCGGAUACAGAGUACAAAAAGCAAAGAGCCAGGAGGCCUGGGGAGACACUCGUGGAGGUCAGCUCACUGGCGAGUCCUGCAGUGCCAUCGGAGCCUUCCUCAGCAGCGUCAACAUGUCAAGGCCCAGCAGCAGAGCCAUUUACUUGCACCGGAAGGAGUACUCCCAGAACCUCACCUCAGAGCCCACCCUCCUGCAGCACAGGGUGGAGCACUUGAUGACAUGCAAGCUGGGGAGUCAGAGAGUCCAGGGGCCCAAGGAUGCCUUGCAGAAGCUGUUCGAGAUGGAUGCGCAGGGCCGGGUGUGGAGCCAAGACUUGAUCCUUCAGGUCAGGGACGGCUGGCUGCAGCUGCUGGACAUUGAGACCAAGGAGGAGCUGGACUCUUACCGCCUGAACAGCAUCCAGGCCAUGAAUGUGGCGCUCAACACAUGUUCCUACAACUCCAUCCUGUCCAUCACCGUGCAGGAGCCAGGCCUGCCAGGCCUCAGCACUCUGCUCUUCCAGUGCCAGGAAGUGGGGGCAGAGCGACUGAGGACCAGCUUGCAGAAGGCUCUGGAGGAAGAGCUGGAGCAAAGCAGACCCCAACUUGGAGGCCUUCACCCAGGCCAGGACAGAUGGAGGGGGCCUCCUGUGGAAAGGCCACUCCCUCUGGAGCAGGCACUCUCUCUGGAGCGGGGGCUCCCUCCAGAACAGCCCCAUCAGAGGACCCUAGAGCACAGCCUCCCGCCAUCCCCAAGGCCCCUGACACACUACCCCAGUGCCCGAGAACCAAGUGUCUUUACUCCGCCUCCUCCAAGGCGGCCCUCUUCCCCCGAGGACCCAGAGAGGGACGAGGAAGUGCUGAACCAUGUCCUAAGGGACAUUGAGCUGUUCAUGGGAAAGCUGGAGAAGGUCCAGGCAAAGACCAGCAGGAAGAAGAAGAAAUUUGGGAAAAAAAGCAAGGACCAGGGAGGUCUCACCCAGGCACAGUACAUUGACUGCUUCCAGAAAAUCAAGUACAGCUUCAACCUCCUGGGAAGGCUGGCCACCUGGCUGCAGGAGACAAGUGCCCCUGAGCUCGUGCACAUUCUCUUCAAAUCCCUGAACUUCAUCCUGGCCAAGUGCCCUGAGGCUGGCCUAGCAGCCCAAGUGAUCUCACCUCUCCUCACCCCUAAAGCCAUCAACCUGCUACAGUCCUGUCUAAGCCCACCUGAGAGUAACCUUUGGAUGGGGUUGGGCCAGGCCUGGACCACUAGCCGGGCCGACUGGACAGGCGAUGAGCCGCUGCCCUACCAACCCACAUUUUCAGAUGACUGGCAACUUCCUGAGCCCUCCAGCCAAGCACCCUUAGGAUACCAGGCCCCUGUUUCCCUUCGGAGGGGAAGUCAUAGGUUAGGGAGCACCUCACACUUUCCUCAGGAGAAGACACACAACGAUGACCCUCAGCCUGGGGACCCCAACUCCAGACCCUCCAGCCCCAAACCUGUCCAGUCAGCCCUGAAAAUGCAAGUCUUGUAUGAGUUUGAAGCUAGGAACCCACGGGAACUGACUGUGGUCCAGGGAGAAGAGCUGGAGGUUCUGGACCAUAGCAAGCGGUGGUGGCUGGUGAAGAACGAAGCAGGACAGAGCGGCUACAUUCCCAGCAACAUCCUGGAGCCCCUGCAGUCGGGGACCUCUGGGACCCAGGACCGGUCACCCUCUCGGGUUCCAAUGCUUCGACUUAGCUCGAGGCCUGAAGAGGUCACAGGCUGGCUGCAGGCAGAGAACUUCUCCGUUGUCACGGUGAGGACACUUGGGUCCCUGACAGGGAGCCAGCUACUUCACAUGAGACCUGGGGAGCUACAGAUGCUAUGUCCACAGGAGGCCCCACGAAUCCUGUCCCGGCUGGAGGCUGUCAGAAGGAUGCUGGGGAUAAGCCCUUAGGCACCAGCUUAGACACCUCCAAGAACCAGGCCCUGCUAAUGCAAGAUGGCAGAUCUGAUACCCAUUAGAGCCCCAAGAAUUUCUCUUCUGGAUCCCAGUUUGCAGCAAACCCCACGCCCCAGCUCACACAGCGAAAACAAUGGACAGGCCCAGAGGCUGAAGCAAACACUGCCAAUUCUGGCUGUGUUGGAGUCUCCCCAGUAACCACCUAUUUAUUUUAUCUCUUUCCCAAACCUGGAGCAUUUAUGCCUAGGCUUGUCAAGAAUCUGUUCAGUCCCUCUCCUUCUCAAUAAAAGCAUCCUCAAGCUUGU
Cercocebus atys (sooty mangabey) is the source of this 3576-nucleotide messenger RNA. RefSeq names its product EPS8-like 3 (gene EPS8L3). The record is from RefSeq and is a predicted model, not a curated record. The coding region runs from base 1292 to 3265 and encodes 657 amino acids. The transcript has 19 exons. Gene Ontology annotation, cellular component: vesicle; plasma membrane; ruffle membrane. Gene Ontology annotation, biological process: positive regulation of ruffle assembly; regulation of Rho protein signal transduction; Rho protein signal transduction. Lineage: Eukaryota; Metazoa; Chordata; Mammalia; Primates; Cercopithecidae. Gene Ontology annotation, molecular function: actin binding.